AAAGUGUAUGGUUCACUGUGAAAGUAUCCUAAAUUGGGUAUUAUUUCACAACAUUAAUUCAUAUUUUAAUUGAUUCUAUUAUGUUACGAGGAAUAGUGGCAACACCGCUCUUGAGGGAGACUGACAUCUGAUUGACAGAAGGGAAUAGAUGUCAGGCGAGAUGUCAGAAAAAGGAGGCAAUUGGGUUUUUGGGAUGAAAAAUGGUGGUUCGAGUUGUGGAUUAUAAAAAUGUAAUUUAUUGCUAAAACUAUGAAUAAUGCUGAAAGUCAUGGAAAUAAACCUAUAUCGUGUACGUUUGGUGGUUUUACUACAGAUCAGAAGCGUUGGAGACGAGACGAGAAAACUGGACCACUCAAGAGAUAUGGGAUGCAGCACAACUACAGAUGAGUUGAAGAUGGACAAAGAUGAGCCUGCGGUGCGGCUGUGCCUGCGGUGCGGCUGUGCCUGCGGUGCGGCUGUGCCUGCGGUGCGGCUGUGCCUACGGUGCGGCUGUGCCUGUGGUGCGGCUGUGCCUACUGUGCGGCUGUCCCUGCGGUGCGGCUGUGCCUGGGGUGCGGCUGUGUCUGCUGUGCGGCUGUCCCUGCGGUGCGGCUGUGCCUGGGGUGCGGCUGUGCCUGGGGUGCGGCUGUGCCUGGGGUGCGGCUGGGGCUGUGCCUGCGGCUGCGGUGGUGCGGCUGGGGUUGCCAGCGUCUACAUCUCCGGGUACAGGCCUGGAGUUGGAGCCGUGGUGAUGGCAGCUGUCAGAGCUGUCAACAUCAAUAUCAACCGGACCAAGGCUGGAGGAACAGUGGAGGAGAUGGCUAUCAGUGGUGUCAGUACCCAGACCGAAGACACCAGACCAUACCAUACCAGACCAUACCAUACCAGACCAUACCAUACCAGACUGAGGCGGGAGUCUGAACUUCGGUUCGCAUGCUCAAUGGCCGACGGGCGGCAGUGGCGACGCCAUCAUCAACAGGACUGGAGCUACAUCUACAGUUGCAUGAUCACCAUGAUUAUUAUAAGGAGCACCGAACUGGGUGUUAUUUACAUAUUAUUUAGUUAGUUUUGAUCAGGUGCAUAAAGUUACUCGUAAUGAAGGUUAAUAAAGGUAUGAGGUACCUAUGUUAUGGUUAUAAGGAAAGGGAAAAUUAAUUUGAAACCUGGAUGAAUUCCAUUGCAUUGGUAUUGUUAUUAAUUUUGAAUGGUGGUUGCACAGUUAUCUUGCAAUGUUUUAUUUAUACUUAAUUGCUUUU
Molecule: messenger RNA, 1235 nt
Organism: Plutella xylostella (diamondback moth)
Lineage: Eukaryota; Metazoa; Arthropoda; Insecta; Lepidoptera; Plutellidae
Source: RefSeq, a predicted model, not a curated record